GCAGUGGAGGGUGACAAAGCCCUGUCAUGCACAGUGCCGACCCAGUACUACGAAGCUCGUGAGUCUCCCCAUCUCUGCUUGUGUUUUGAAAUCAGAGUAUUUACUCGUCUAACUGUUGAAGGUUCGUCUUUGCAGAUAGUAGUACGAGGUUCGAGCUCAGCAGGGAGGAAUUCGAGGUGAUAGAGGACAUUUACAAGAGACCUCUGAAGCUUCGGCACUUCGAUCACCUGAUUGAUAGAAGCAGAUACUUCUUGGACUUCGGGCUUAUGGCGUCCAGAGACAAAUUCAAGAAGAGGGAAUACCCGGCUCCGGAUAUGGCCUCCAUCUUGAAGGCCACUUCUACUGCGAAGGCGAGGCCUCUGAAACCCGGGUCUAGUGGGGCAAAGGAGGUCCGAGGCAGGGUUGAGCGCCUGUCCAAGGACUGCACUCCCAGGGCCUCGGAAGAGGCAUCUACUCAGAGGCCAGAGAAGCCUAAGGAGCCUCGGGGCAAGGAGAAAGUCUCUGAAGAGACUAAGAAGAGGAAGCUGGUGCACAUCUCCAGCUCAGCUGGCAAGUUUGGGACUUCAGUGUCCCAUAGGGCAGAACAAACUGGAGAGCCGAAGCUUCUCGCUGCAGCCUCUAAGGCCAUCAAAAUGGAGAUGGUAAGGGAGGUGGAGGCUGAAGAGGCCAGGGAAGAGGCUGUCAGGCGAGCUGCUGAGGCAGCCGAAGAGGAGGCGGCGAAGGAGAAGCCAGUUCGGGAGAAGGAGAAGUCUCCAAACUUCCUAGCUGGGAGGGAGGAUGAGCUGGCCCCAGCUCUGGUGGAGGCUCUCCCUGAGGAAAUCCGAGGUGCCACCGAGAGCUUUUACAAGUUCUGGACGGAGAGGUGGCAGCUUCAUGCCUCGUCUUGUGAUGCCACCGACCUCACGAGGGCACUGGUGAGCCAAAGCGCCCGGACCUUUGGCCUCGCGCUAGAAUGCAGGGAGGCAUUAAGUGAAUUCCAAACAAGGACUCACGCCUCGGAGGGGAAAGCUGCUUCCCUCGUUGAGGAGGUCAAAGCUGCUAAGGCCGAGGCCGAAGAAAUCAAAGCACAGAGGGCUGAAGAAGCGGCGAAGCUCGAGUCCGCCCUGACCCAAAUUGAGGCCCUAAAGAGGGAAGUAUAUGAGUCUCAGUGCGAGGUGGCCUCUCUGACGAAGAAGGUGGAGGUCUCCAAUGAGCACCAAAAGGUGACUGCCGAGGUUCUGGAGCAGGCGAAUCUCGCCUUGGCCAGCGCUCGUGAUGCCAAUCAGUUUCUCGAAGGCCAGUCGAAGUGGUACAUGAACGACGCCUCGGUUGCCAGAGAAGAGGCCCGGAAUGCAGCGGAAGAGGCGCGCGUACUGGAGGAACUUCGCCUAUGCGAAGUGCUGGAGAGGGAAGAGGAGCUUUAUCCAAACUUGGACCUGGCACAACUUAGGUCCGAAUUUGUGGAUGAGGUUCCUCAGACCCCAGCUGAGGAGGUGCAGGGUGACGAGGCAGCUGAUGCCGAAGCCCCAGAUGCUGAGGCAGGGGAAGCAACCACUAAUGCCCAGGUUGCCGAACCCCCAAGUGCUGGGGCGCCGCCUUCAUCCAGCCAGGUGGGAAUUCCACCGACCCACAUGACAUUAGGGGCCCCGGUUGAAGGCCGUAGGAGGUGCUCGAUAGGUACUACAGUGAGUAGUUCUGAGUCCUUGCUACUAGCCAGCUUCGAGAGUGCGUCCGCAUGA
Molecule: messenger RNA, 1718 nt
Organism: Olea europaea var. sylvestris
Lineage: Eukaryota; Viridiplantae; Streptophyta; Magnoliopsida; Lamiales; Oleaceae
Exons: 4
Coding region: 267-1718 (483 amino acids)
Source: RefSeq, a predicted model, not a curated record